UUUAAAAAUUAAAAUUAGUAUACAAAAGAAGUCCGUUUGUUGAAAUUUCGUAAGCACAGACGCAAUGGAGGGAGGCGGCUUUUCUUCUUCUUCUUCUUCUUCUUUUUCUUCUUCUUCUUCUUCUUGGCAGAAACGACCAUUCUCACGGUUCUUCUCUCUGUUUCUCAACAAUGGCUACGAAACCUGUGAAGUAUUUCGUGGUGGAUGCGUUCACCGAGUCCACGUUCAAGGGAAAUCCAGCGGCUGUUUGUCUAUUAGAGGAAGAAAGGGAUGAGAAAUGGCUCAAAGAUUUGGCGGCUGAGUUCAAUAUCUCCCAAACCUGUUAUUUGAUUCCGUUAAACAACGAACAACAAACUGAUGACUCCAUCAAACCCCCCAAGUUUAGCCUCAGAUGGUUCACUCCUGUUGCGGAGGUAGAGCUUUGUGGUCAUGCAACAUUGGCAGCUGCACACAUACUUUUCUCAACGGGUUUAGUAAAUUCAAAGAUUAUUGAGUUUUCCACUCUUUCAGGAAUUCUAACUGCUAAAAAGGUUCCAGAUGUCAAGCUUCUUGAGGUUUCAAAUGUUCAUAAUAAUGGUGAAACACAUGACAGUUACUUCAUUGAAUUGGAUCUCCCAGCUAUACAAACUGUUGAUCUCGACUCUGCUGCUGAUGUUUCUUCAAUCUCCAAAGCCUUGAAUGUUGCCUCUAUAGUAGACAUUAAGUUGUGCAAUGUGAAAUUCAAUAAUCUCAUGGUUGUUCUUCCUUCAGAUAAAGAAGUAGUAGAUUUUCAACCUAACUAUGAUGAGAUACAAAAGUUUCCUGGAACUGGGUUAAUCAUAACUGGAGCUUCCUCUGCUGAGUCGGAAUUUGACUUUUAUACUCGAUACUUCUGCCCCAAAUUUGGGAUCUAUGAGGAUCCUGUAUGUGGGAGUGCACAUUGUGCUUUGGCAGUCUACUGGGCCAAAAAGUUGGGCAAAUCUGAUUUUGUUGCUUAUAUGGCAUCACCUAGAAGUGGAAUAUUGCACAUCCAUCUGGAUGAACAAGAACAAAGAGUUCAGUUGCGUGGGAAAGCUAUUACUAUAAUGGAAGGUGCUGUUUUGGUUUAAAAUUUCAUGUUCAACCAUUGUUAAAUCUUCUCAUUUGCAUUAGAACUUUGAGUAAGUGUUACUCAUCAAGUAGUUAUUAUCAUGUACUGUUUUACUUUAUUUGGAAUUUGGAGGAUAUCGUACUCUUUAGUAAUAAAGGACUGUGAUUUUUUUUUCUUUUU
Messenger RNA from Cucumis sativus (cucumber), 1249 nucleotides. RefSeq lists its product as uncharacterized. NCBI's taxonomy places the organism in Eukaryota, Viridiplantae, Streptophyta, Magnoliopsida, Cucurbitales, Cucurbitaceae. Gene Ontology annotation, molecular function: isomerase activity. Bases 171 to 1088 code for a protein of 305 amino acids. The record is from RefSeq and is a predicted model, not a curated record. Gene Ontology annotation, biological process: biosynthetic process. The transcript has 6 exons. Gene Ontology annotation, cellular component: cytoplasm.